Molecule: messenger RNA, 2137 nt
Organism: Morone saxatilis (striped sea-bass)
Lineage: Eukaryota; Metazoa; Chordata; Actinopteri; Moronidae
Gene: agmo
Product: alkylglycerol monooxygenase
Exons: 13
Coding region: 311-1648 (445 amino acids)
Biological process (GO): lipid biosynthetic process
Cellular component (GO): endoplasmic reticulum
Molecular function (GO): iron ion binding; oxidoreductase activity
Source: RefSeq, a predicted model, not a curated record
ACUCUGACCAAAGGUAAACUCACCCAUAGAGAACCAAACAGUAUGAUAAGCAGGUAAACGCUCACAGUGGCUGUACUCCUGCAGCUUUAAUCGGACUCGGGUUCCCUGUGACAAGUUUGCUCAUCAGCUGUCACCGUUUCGUAACUGACCUACUUAACUUGCAGCAGAGAAACAACGAGGGUGCGUUUGUUUGCUUUUGGAGCGAAUAGAGGAGCAGGGUUUAAACAGGAGCUUGUGCGCGCAGUGUGCAGCUCAAUACCUGCACAGGUAACAGGAACUCACCUGCAGCAGCGGUAGGCGCGGUGCCACAAUGGCUGAAGCUGCGGGGCUCGGCUCGCUGUCCGCGGGGGUCCGGGCCAUGUUUUUCAUGCUCACACCGAACGAAUCAGCUUUCGAGAAAGUGGAAGAUGUUCCUCAGUAUGUGCAGCAGGCCACUCCUUUCUUUGUAGGGCUGAUGGUGCUGGAGCUGGUGGUGGGCGUGCUGAAGACAGGAGGAUCAGUGGUCCCCCUCGGGGAUGGACUCACCUCCAUAUCUGCUGGAAUGAUCUCCAGACUCCCUCUGUUGGUCAUGAGAGGCUGUGAGCUGACUGCGUACAUGUAUGUGUGGGACCGGUACCGCCUGGUGGAGCUGCCCUGGGACUCCGCCUGGACCUGGUGGUUCAGCUUCCUGGGCGUGGACUUCUGCUACUACUGGGUCCACCGCUUCGCUCACGAGGUGUCCAUCCUCUGGGCUGCCCACCAGGUUCACCACAGUUCAGAGUACUACAACCUCACCACCGCCCUCAGACAGUCCCUCACCCAGCAGUUCACAUCAUGGAUCUUCUACCUGCCCUUGGCUCUGGUUGCACCCCCUGCGAUCUUUGCUGUUCACAUACAGUUAAACCUUCUCUACCAGUUCUGGAUCCACACAGAGCUGAUCAGAGACCUUGGACCUCUGGAGUGGGUUUUCAACACCCCAAAACAUCACAGAGUUCAUCACGGGAGGAACCUUUACUGCAUUGACAAGAAUUAUGGAGGAAUUCUGAUCAUAUGGGAUCGAUUAUUCGGUACCUUUGCUCUUGAGUCAGACAAAGUGGUGUAUGGCCUAGUGUUCCCUAUCAACACCUUUGAAAUCCUCUAUGUUCAGUUACACUACUAUUUGUAUUUGUGGAGAAGGUCCAACACCUACAAGACAAUCAGCAACAAAUUGUCAACUUUCGUCAAAGGUCCAAGUUGGAAACCUGGUAAAUCUCGAUUAGGUGACCACAAAGACAAUCCCAAGGUUACCGGACAGGAAGUGCCUCACAGUCCCAGCUGGUCGCUGCCUUUACAAGUUUAUGUGGUCAUACAUUUCCUGCUGGUGCUGUGGACUUACCACGAUUUGUUUGAAAAGAAGAUGAUGCUGUCCCAGUUAACUGUUCUGGGGAUGACGGUCUACAUUCUGCUCACUCUGACCGCCCUGGGAUACAUCAUCGAUCAGAGGCCAACAGCGGCUGUUUUGGAGACGCUCCGCUGUGUCGUCAUGGUGACAAUGCAGAGAUACAGCUACAUGACGCCCCUGCUGCCUUCACUGGCUGUGGCCAUGGAGGCCUUUGUCUCCCUCUCUCUGCUGUACUGGGCCCUGCAGAGCUUCUCUCAGCUGCUGAACAUCAAAAAGAAGGCAGACUGAAACGGACUGAAUUAUUUCUGCUGAAGUCAUAAUUAUUGACAUAAUUCCUUGUUGCACAUUUUAAUAACACUGUAUUCAACCUUUAUAUGUGACAUCCAUUAGCUUGACUAACAGUUGUUUCAGCUUCUGCUUGAUUCACGUUUUACUUUGUAUGUAUAACUGGUUAUGGUCUGUUCAUAACUGAAGCUUUAUCAUGUAAAUUAGCUAUAUGAUGCUGAAGGUGCUUUCUAUUAAAUGAUACAUUUUUGAUAGAUUUCAGUGUCAUUUUAAAGUAGCACUGUUGUAACAGAGGUGCUAAUUGAAGUUUGAAUCAGUUCAUAUUUUUAUGUUUUGCCUGAGCCACUGUGUAAACAUUUUAUUUCUUUUGCCUUUACUAUGCAACAUAUACCUCUUAUGAAACAAAUGGUGCAAAUACUGUUAAUUUUACCUUCACACUCACACAACACUGUACAAUAUAUUCAAUUUCUCUUUUCAAUAAAACAUUUGUAA